AUGCCUGGAUUUUCUUUUAGAAAGAAUUUAGCCUUGCUGAUGCCAUUUCAGAAGCUGCAUUGUCAGCAAAUAUCAGAUAUAUAUUGGAUGGUAAGAGAGCUCACGGGACAGUCGACGGUACCAUCAGACGUAAAAAUGUUGAGGAUCGUAAGCCUGGCGGUGACUUUGGCCGUGUGCGUGGCACGACCCAACCAAUGGGACGACCAGCUUGGGCUCUUCCCUGCCGACGGCGGAGACUCUCAGCCCAUCUUGCCUCGCGCCGUCGCCAACCCUACCACGCCCAACCAGAUACUCGACGCAGUGCUCGAAGGAGCUAUCGCAUACAUGGAAGCACUAGGAUGGUGUGGAUCCAAAAACGUGCAGAAUGGAGAGUCAAACCUGCCCUUCCAAGUCAACUCUGACGGAAGCAGUUCCGAGAACUUCAGCAUCACUAAGGCCAACGUGACUGGACUCUGCUCCCUGCGCCGCUCCAAGUCCGCUUCCUUCAACGCCGACCAGAGUGUGCUCUCCGGUUCGGUUGUCGUGGAAAACGCUCGUGCCAACGCCGACUACACGGUAACCUUUGCCGGUGUUGGAGAAGCUCCAGCCCAGACUGUUUCUGGUCAAGUUGUAGAGCGUGUGGACAAGCUUAACAUCGCCAGCUACACCGCAAGAUCGGGUCACGACCUGCUUGAAAGUGCAAGCAACUUGGACGGCAACAAUAUGAAGGACGUUCACAGCGCCGGCUUCAGGAAGGCUUUGCGAGAGAUCCUGGAGAAAACCAUGGCUUCCAACGUGAAAGUGCAGAUUAACAAGUCCAUCCAGGAUAUGAAGAAUGCUUAA
Messenger RNA from Penaeus vannamei (Pacific white shrimp), 822 nucleotides. NCBI's taxonomy places the organism in Eukaryota, Metazoa, Arthropoda, Malacostraca, Decapoda, Penaeidae. The record is from RefSeq and is a predicted model, not a curated record.